This is a messenger RNA of Cucumis melo (muskmelon), 1292 nucleotides long. RefSeq names its product glycosyltransferase BC10-like. Gene Ontology annotation, cellular component: membrane. The transcript has 9 exons. Bases 567 to 902 code for a protein of 111 amino acids. Gene Ontology annotation, molecular function: glycosyltransferase activity. The record is from RefSeq and is a predicted model, not a curated record. Lineage: Eukaryota; Viridiplantae; Streptophyta; Magnoliopsida; Cucurbitales; Cucurbitaceae.
AAAGGUCUUUUUAUUUUAUUUUUUAUUUUUUUAAUUUUGUAAAAAGGUGAAUUUUUCUCUCUCUUACUUUACUCUUUUCUCCUUUCUUCUCUACCAAACCCUACACUUUACUCUUUUCUCCUUUCUUCUCUACCAAACCCUAUGAAGGUUUUCUCUCAACAUUUCUUCCCUUUCUUGCUUUCUCAAUCUCAUCACUUUCUCCCCUCUCUUCUUUGAUCAGUCGCCAAUGCGUGUGAACUCGUCGCCGUGCUAUCAUCGGAGGCAGCUUCUUCCGUUGCCGCCCUUUAAACAACAAAUGGAGAUGAAGAACGAGUCGAUUGAGCUAGGCAGUGGAUCUGAUCGGUUUGCAAGAAGGGGUUGGGCGGCGGUGUCUGAAGAACGGGGAGGCGAAGGUCUGGUAGACAUGAGAACUUUUGUCAUAAAUCUGAUACAUGAGAACUUUUGAUGAUUUUACAAGUGUUUUCCUACUUUAGUAUUAGCAUUGAAAUGAUGUUGAUUUUAAGCAGGUUGUCUUCUCUGUGUAGCGUAGUUUUUUGAAUGUUAACGAAGGUCGAUAUAAUCCCGAGAUGUUGCCGGUGAUAUCUCAGGAAAAAUGGCGAAAGGGUUCUCAGUGGAUUACUUUGGUGAGGAGACAUGCUGAAGUUGUAGUGAAUGAUGAAAUAAUAUUCCCUCUCUUUAAGAAAUUUUGUAAGCGAUGGCCGCCAGCGGACCACGAUACUAGAAGGAAAACAACAGAGAAGUAUCAUCGCAACUGCAUACCAGAUGAGCAUUAUGUCCAGACUUUACUUUCAGUUGAUCCAAACACAGGAGUUUCAAUGUAUGAAUCAGAUGACAUAAUCAAGUAUCUGGUUCAGAACUAUGGUGAUGGAAAUGUACCUCUUUCCUUGUGUUCAUGUAGGUGAUGGAAACAAGACUUUUGACGGGUUCUAUCUAUAAGCCAUCAAAGCUUCCACCUGCUCCACUAGAAAUAUGGGCAUAUGAGGGUUCUCCUUUUUGCAAACUUGUUCGUGAAGUGCUUGUAGAGUUGGAGUUACCACAUUUAGGAGUUAUCACUAAACAAAUGACUGCAAUAGAAGAAAUGGUUGCAAGUGAGUACAAUUAGCCAGACCCUCAUCUUUGUGACAAGAUCUUGAAGUUGGUCAUUUGUGAAGCGUUCUACUUUGCUAUUAGUUGCAGUUUUAGCUAUUGCUCUCUCAAUAUAUUCUUUUUCUUUCUUUCUUUCUUUUUUUCCAAAGGAUGAUCAGUGUAAUAAUUAAGCUUCAUAAUUUCUGUUUUUGGAUCAAAGUUGUAUA